Molecule: messenger RNA, 774 nt
Organism: Chenopodium quinoa (quinoa)
Lineage: Eukaryota; Viridiplantae; Streptophyta; Magnoliopsida; Caryophyllales; Amaranthaceae
Product: calcium-binding protein PBP1-like
Exons: 1
Coding region: 346-717 (123 amino acids)
Molecular function (GO): calcium ion binding
Source: RefSeq, a predicted model, not a curated record
AAAAUAAAAAUAAAAAUAAAAUAACUCGGUACCGAGUAUAUUAAAACGAAAAACACUGAAAAGACAUAAAUACCCUCGACAAGUUUCUGCGAAGUAAGGAGAGAAAUACGGUGUGAAACUUGUGAAAGCCGACCAGCCAUAGCUGUUCUGUCCAUGGGUUGUCAUCCUAACCCCUUCUUUACCUCCCUUUCCGCGAACCUCUCUUCAUUUCAUUCAUUCCUUCACCAAUCACCACUAUAUAAUCUCCUUUUCCUUCCACAAUACUUUCCAAUUACAAUACUUCUCUAAUCUCCCCUCUUUCUAUCGACUAACCACUUAAAUUAAAACCAAUCAAUUUGUCCGAGGAUGGCGGGGUUUCAAGUAAAAGCAUCCACAUCAUCGGACCAGUUCGAAGACCACUUACCGGUAAUGGCGGAUAAGCUCGGCGGGGAAGGACUGAUUGCGGAGCUAUGCAACGGGUUCGAGCUAUUAAUGGAUAAAGAAAAAGGGGUGAUCACAUUUGAAAGCUUAAGGAAUAACUCUGCUUUGUUGGGGUUAGACAAUAUGACAGAUGAUGAGUUGAUUAGUAUGAUGUUAGAAGGUGAUUUAGAUGGUGAUGGUGCUCUUAAUCAGAUGGAAUUUUGUGUAUUAAUGUUUAGAUUAAGUCCUGAUUUGAUGUCUGAUUCUGAAUAUUGGCUUCAACAAUCUCUAAUUCAAGAGGUUAAUUUUAGAUUUUGAGAGAUUAUAUAACAAAUUAUUGAUUGGAAGAGAUUAAUUUGGAGUAUUUUUUUGUGA